Messenger RNA from Anopheles merus, 1894 nucleotides. Its product is annotated as retinol dehydrogenase 14-like. The coding region runs from base 457 to 1443 and encodes 328 amino acids. The transcript is spliced from 4 exons. The record is from RefSeq and is a predicted model, not a curated record. Lineage: Eukaryota; Metazoa; Arthropoda; Insecta; Diptera; Culicidae.
GAGAGCAUCGAAAAACUUCCGAGCCGGGUGCGCACCACACGCCAGCUCAAUACGAUCGUGACCGUCGAGUGUGCCGGAAGACGGACCGCUCCCGAACAAGACAAGUGUCUUCUUGCCCCUUUUGUUUUUGUUUUUGUUUUUUUUUUUGGUCAUCCAAUAGACAAUACUGUUAUUCUGUCCCACCGCGAACCUGCUGGUGUCCGUUGUCGUUGGUCGUUCACAGCAGGUUGAAAGUUGCCAACUCGAAAGCGUGCCGCUCGUGGGUGUGCUGUGGUGCAUCCAUUGUGACGUUGAGAAAGCGCAAACCGGGGGGGAAAAAAAACCGAGUGUGUAAUCAGUGCCGGUGGUGCAGAUAGGGCGCGCACACCCAGAUCGUGUAACUUCGCAGGUCAAAGCUCCCUACACUUUUCCACUGUACUGUAGAAAAACCAAAAACAACACACAAAAAAAACGAACAUGUCGCCACUCGGGUUCAACGAUCCGCUGUCGGCGGUAGCAUCCGUAGUCACGGGAGUUGCGAUCGUACUGUCACUAAUCAAAUACUACCUCUACCUCACCUGCGGGCACUUUACCUCAUCUCGAAAGAUGGAGGGUAAGACGGUCAUCAUUACCGGCGCAAACUCGGGCAUUGGCAAGGAAACUGCCCGCGAUUUGGCUAAACGAGGCGCCCGCGUCAUUAUGGCGUGCCGGAACAUGGAGACGGCCAAGCAGGCGCAAGAUGAGAUAGUGAAGGAAACGGGCAACCAGAACGUAACCGUGCUGAAGCUUGACCUCAGCUCCCAGGCCUCCGUGCGCGAGUUUGCCGCGGAGGUGCUGCGCACGGAGCGCAAGCUGGACGUGCUGGUCCACAAUGCCGGGUUUGCGGAGACGUUCCGCAAGACGCAAUCGGUGGACGGUAUCGAGUUCACGAUGGCCACCAACCACUACGGCCCGUUUCUGCUGACCCAUCUGCUGAUCGAUCUGCUCAAGCGCUCCGCACCGAGCCGCAUCGUCGUGGUGGCGUCCGAGCUGUACCGCUUCGCCUCGGUCAACCUGAACAACCUGAACCCGGUCGGCAGCCUGCCAGCCUACCUGUACUACGUGUCCAAGUGUGCGAACAUUAUGUUCACCCGGGAGCUGGCCCGCCGGCUCGAGGGCACGUCCGUGACGGCCAACUGUCUGCAUCCGGGGAUGAUCGAUUCCGGCAUCUGGCGCAACGUGCCGUUCCCGCUGACGCUGCCGAUGCGCGUCAUCAAGAGCUUCUUCAAGACGAACGUGGAGGGCGCGCAAACGUCACUGUAUCUGGCCUGCUCGGAGGCGGUGCAGGGCGUCAGCGGCAAGUACUUCAUGGACUGCAAGGAGGCGAGCCUGAGCGCGGGCAUCAGCGACAUGGAGAAGGCGCGCAAGCUGUGGGACGAGUCGGCGAAAAUUGUCAAGCUGACGGAGAGCGAUCCUAAAAUCUAACUCCUCUAGUAGCUCCAGGGUGACAUGCCCCUGAUUUGUGUUCCAGAUAUCUCUAGACAGGGGGAGAGAGAGAGAGAGACAGAGAUAGUAUUGUUGUUUUCCAUCCAUUUUCUUUUUUAUAAUUUAGCAUUUAACGUUCAAGCGAGUCCAAGAAGUAUUGGGUAAAUAAAAUUUGUUGAUCCGUCCGUUUAGCGGUUCCAUCCUCCACAAGUCAAUGAACCUGAGAUAGGCGUUCCAUCCGUUUUUUUUGCAGAGCGGAACGAACCCCCUGAGAUAAUGUGUGCGUUUUUUUCUGCUGUGCUGUGUUUGUGUUUGCUCUUACCUCAAUUGUCAAUUUUUGCAUUACUUCGCUUCAUUUGUUCGUGUGGUGCUGAGGGCGCGUUUGCUUCGUUUACGCUUCGUUGACGCUUUUUUUUCUUCUUUUAAAGGUUUUGUUUUGUUUUUCAUUUCA